Thelazia callipaeda (thelaziosis nematode) is the source of this 1611-nucleotide messenger RNA. Lineage: Eukaryota; Metazoa; Nematoda; Chromadorea; Rhabditida; Thelaziidae. The record is from the annotation of a GenBank genome assembly.
AUGUCUGGACCGGAGAUUUUAAACGGACAAAAUUUGGAUCUAUGUGAGGUAGAAGCAAAAGAGGCAAAAAAAUGUCCUCACAUCAAAGAUAAAGAGGAAAAUUUGGAUGACAGUUUUGGAGAAGAUAGCAUAGCGGUACGGUUAAUUGAAGAUUAUUUGGAAGGCAAAGUAACGUCGUUGAUCGACUUGAGUCAACUUUUAAAAGAAGAGGCAGGACUUGUAAUUUCGAAGUCAACUCUUGCAAGAAGACUCAAAGGAAAGGUCAAUGCGAAAGUGCGUCGCAAGCGAGGAUAUCAACAACGAAGAGCUGAGGAAGAGGAUAUUGAUGACCAAGAAGCAUAUACAUAUAGCUACUCGCUGUCGCGAAAUUUGAAUGAAACAAUCGUGACAGUUCCAGUAGAUGAUGAAUAUGUGCGGCAGUAUGCUUUAGUUCGAGUGGCAGGUGAUGGGAGGAAGCGUUAUUAUCGUUGUAACCAAUGCCUCAAGUUUCGUAAGGCGGAUAAAAGUGCACCGCAAGCGUAUCUCAUUAUGGAAAAUGGUCGUAUUGUUGGUACCAAGCAUCAUCGCCAUCAUCCUGAUUGUAAACCAACUAGGCGAAUUGAAGCGACCACAACUAGUUUGGAUCGUGCGAAUCGUAAGGACAUACGUAUUGGCCUCAAAACUCCGAAAGCUGCGUACGCUGAAGGUUUCUAUAGGGCAAUUGAUCUUGCCUGUACUGAAGGCUCUUCAACGAGUAACAUACUGCCGAAAAUUUAUCCAUCAUGGAGUCGUGUACGCAAAUCAUACUUCCGUCAGAAUCGUUUAGGUCGUAUUGAUCGAGCUAAUAAAGGUUUCACAUCCGAUGGUACUGUUCGUUCUGGACAACAUCCAAAUGGAAUGGACGACACUAUGUUGUACUCGUAUGGUGAGAUUGGUGAUGGUGACUUUGUAGUAUUCGAUAGUGAGGACAUACCAGAAGGUUAUGAACCUGUACCUGUUGAAGAACUUGAAGAAGCGGCUCGAAAUGGUGUGCUUGAUGAUAGUUGGAUAGUAAAUGCUAAAGAUGAAAACAUGAAAGCUGAUUUGCGUGGUGCAUGGAGACCCAUAGGGGUGAGACCUGAUGUAGAACACAAAAAUUUACAUGGUUCUAGUCAAAAUGAACAAAGAUUUGAAGAAUUUCAGUCUCAGCCACCUUUGAAAAAAGUUCGACUUGAAGAUAACAUGGAUGAACAUCAAGAUUUCAUUGAAACUGGAGAGUCUGGGAACGAAAACUCACCCAUUCAUGAAUAUGCUCAUGAUGGCACUGUAUUAGAUUUCACAGAAUUCACAACUAAAGAAGAAAGACGUAGAAUUUCACAAAAUUUAGUGGAAGAACUCCGGUCAAGUUCUAACUUCAAACGUGUGAGGCCAGCGAGAGCAUCAGCAUCGGAAUUAGACGAGGAAUGCGAUACUUGGUGCUAUAUGCCAUGCAAUUCGGAAGGUGAGAUCGUGGUUUAUUCUUCAGAUAAAGUUCAUUUAAUUGAAAAUCUGGAAGGAGAUUUGGAAAUCGCUUUUGACCCUGAUAUGGAACUCGAUGUAAUCAUUAAAAAUUUGAAACCACAUGGAGUUUUAUCAACCGAUUUUGUCUUGUAA